AAGAGGCAGACCACUACAACUUCGGGGCGGGCACCCUGUCACGAAAGAAGAAGGUGCUGGUGACGCUGCGGGACGAGGGUCUGCGCCGGCGCGCACACCUCAACAUCGGCAUGCCCCACGACUUCCGCCCCGUGUCCUCCAUCAUUGACGUGGACAUCCUCCCCGAGACGCACCGCCGAGUCAGGCUGUACAGGCACGGCUGUGAGAAGCCACUGGGCUUCUACAUCCGCGACGGCACCAGCGUGCGGGUGACCCCCCACGGGCUGGAGAAGGUGCCGGGCAUUUUCAUCUCCCGCAUGGUCCCCGGGGGCCUUGCAGAGAGCACCGGGCUGCUGGCCGUGAACGACGAAGUCCUAGAGGUGAACGGGAUCGAGGUGGCCGGAAAGACGCUGGACCAGGUCACGGACAUGAUGAUCGCCAACAGCCACAACCUCAUCAUCACCGUGAAACCCGCCAACCAGCGGAACAACGUGGUCCGCAGCAGCCGCACCUCAGGCAGCUCCGGCCAGUCCACGGACAGCACCGCCAGCCACCACAGCCUGCCGGCCGCCCACGUGCUACAGAACUUCCACCCCGACGAGAUGGAGAGUGACGAGGAGGCCGACAUCGUCAUCGAGGGGGCUCUGGAGCCCCGCCACGGGCCCAAGACGCAGGGGCCGCCCUCAGGCAGCCUCUCUCGGGUCAAUGGCACCAGCCUGGCGCAGAGGCUGCACCGGGACCUGGCCCUGAACAGCUCCGGGCGCGAAAGCAACGGCAGCAUCCACAAACUGCUCAGCUCCCUAAAGUCAGACCCCCGCCACAGCCUGGUCUUCCCCCAGGGAGGAGUCGAGGAGCACGGGCCCGCCGUCACGCUCUAGUGCUGCGCGGGCCGCUGGGUCGCCUGCAGACCUCACGGAGCGGGCAGAGAGUCCGGAGGGACCUGGCCAGGACUGUUGAGUACACAGUGAUAAGUAAAAUUCCAAGGGGAAAUAUUUUUAAAUUUUUUAUUCCAAUUUUAAAAUAAGAAAGAUAAUUGUAUAAAUCACCCCUUCUUUUUUGUUUUUAUCACUCCCUUUUCUCCCACAACCUUACUCUGCUUGACCUCCUGGAUAUAGUAAAAAUGCCAUCUAUUUUUAUAGAAUUUCUUCACAGAACUUAAAAUACACACAUGUACA
This is a messenger RNA of Galeopterus variegatus (Sunda flying lemur), 1154 nucleotides long. It is a transcript of the gene PARD6G, whose product is annotated as par-6 family cell polarity regulator gamma. Gene Ontology annotation, cellular component: nucleus; apical plasma membrane; cell cortex. The record is from RefSeq and is a predicted model, not a curated record. Gene Ontology annotation, biological process: centrosome cycle; establishment or maintenance of cell polarity; regulation of cellular localization. The transcript has a single exon. Gene Ontology annotation, molecular function: protein kinase C binding. The annotation marks the transcript as partial. Lineage: Eukaryota; Metazoa; Chordata; Mammalia; Dermoptera; Cynocephalidae.